AUGAGUGAUCCAAAACUGAACACAGAAAAACAAGCAGUAGAUCAGAUAUCAACGGGAUAUUUUAAACAUUUUCCAUUAUCCUAUUUUCCAUCAAUUUAUGUAACGGAUGCUAAACCUCAAAUAACAUUACCAUUAGAUCAGCUGAAUUUAUAUUCAGAAUAUAAUUGGAAUCAAUUUAAUGAUGAUUUUAAUCAGUUAACAUUAAAAUAUAAUAGUUCAGUUAAAUGCUUAUAUUUUAUUCGUCAUGCCGUAGGUUUUCAUAAUGAGAUGGAAGAACGUGUUGGAACUGAACAAUGGGAACGAGUUAUAGCAAAAACUGAUCAAUUUUUCGAUGCAAAUCUGACAGAAAGAGGAAAAAUGGCUACGAGAUCGCUACGUGAUAAAAUAUCGUUAGCAAUGGAACAAGGAUUAAAAAUUGAUAUGAUUGUCACAAGUCCAUUAUCUCGAGCGAUUCAAACAGCUGAAAUAGCACUCGAAUCAUUAUUUAAAUCCAACACAAUUCCUGUCUAUUCACAUGAAUACUUACGCGAAACAAUGGGUAUUCAUACGUGUGAUAAACGACGAACGAAAAGUGAAUUAGAAUUAUUAUAUCCACAUAUUAAUUUUGAUGGUUUAAUAUCCGAAGAAGAUACAUUAUGGAAUGCUAAUGAACGUGAGACAGAUGACAGUAGACUUGAACGUGCAACAGAAUUUUUACAAUGGUUAUGGAAAUUUGUUGAUGCGAAACAUAUUGCUAUUUUUGGACAUAGUGGAAUUUUACAAAGUUGUACAAUUGCAUUAGGGGCUAUUGAAGGUGGUCUUCUAUCGAAUGAUCGAGGAUUGGGAUUCAAACUAGGUAAUUGUGAAUUUAUUAGUGUGGUAGCAAGACAAUAUAAUUCGAAUCAAGAUGAUCUAACGGACAAUAUUAGUCUUAUUAAAUGCAAAGAAAUUAAAGACAUAAAACAGUAA
This is a messenger RNA of Didymodactylos carnosus, 948 nucleotides long. NCBI's taxonomy places the organism in Eukaryota, Metazoa, Rotifera, Eurotatoria, Philodinida, Philodinidae. The record is from the annotation of a GenBank genome assembly.